AUGGCCAGCAGCAAUCGCAAGCUGGUGGCGGCGGCGCUCGUAGUGUGCUGCGCCGUGCUGGUCCCUGCCCGUGCCGCGACGAGCCUCGCCAAGCGGGAGGCUCCUCUGCCACCGACCGGUAGCUACCUGCCACCAUCGGGUGGUGGUGGCGGUGGCGGCGGCGGUGGAUAUCCGGCCGCCCAGACUCCUUCCUCCAGCUACGGUGCUCCGAGUGGUGGAGCCGGUGGCGGCUGGAGCAAUGGGAAUGGUAACGGAAACGGCGGUCGGGGCUACUCCAACGGGGGCUCCAACGGUCACUCGUCCGGUCCUUCGCAAUCGUACGGAGCUCCGCCGUCAGGACCGUCGCAGUCCUACGGCGCUCCGGGCCAGGCUCCGUCGCAGUCCUACGGAGCGCCCAGCUUCGGGGGCAGUAAUGGAGGAGGCAACCAAGGGUUCGGAGGGCAGGGCGGUAACGGGUACUCCGGUGGUCGCCCAUCAAGCCAGUACGGACCACCGCAACAACAGCAGCAGCAGCCUCAGCAGCAGUCGUUCCGUCCCCCGUCCACCAGCUACGGUGUUCCGGCCGCUCCUUCGCAGUCCUACGGUGCGCCAUCUCAGCAACAGCACGGCAGCAACGGAUACUCGAGUGGCCGCCCGUCGAGCCAGUACGGAGCUCCGUCGCAGUCGCAAGGUGGCAACGGAUUCGGGGCACGUCCUUCGUCCAGCUACGGUGCGCCCAGUCGUCCUUCGUCACAGUACGGUGCCCCAUCGAAUGGCAACGGACACAGCAACGGUGGAAACGGAAACGGACAUGGAAAUGGGCAUAGCAGCGGAGGAAACGGAAAUGGCAAUGGAUAUUCGCGUGGACCAGCCCAGCGUCCGCCGUCGUCGCAGUACGGAGCCCCGUCGCAGGGUCCACCUUCCUCUCAGUACGGAGCCCCGUCGCAGGGUCCUCCCUCAUCCCAGUACGGAGCCCCAUCGCAGGGUCCUCCCUCAUCCCAGUACGGUGCUCCGUCGCAGGGUCCGCCUUCAUCCCAGUACGGAGCCCCAUCGCAGGGUCCUCCCUCCUCGCAGUACGGUGCUCCGGCUCCUUCCCGCCCAUCGUCCCAGUACGGUGCCCCGGCGCAGACUCCCUCGAGCCAGUAUGGAGCCCCGUCCCAGACGCCAUCGUCUCAGUACGGUGCCCCAGCACCUCGACCACCAUCGUCCCAGUACGGAGCCCCUUCCCAGCCUCCAUCUAGCCAAUAUGGAGCUCCUUCCGCUCAAGCCCCAUCGAGCCAGUAUGGUGCUCCUGCCCAGACCCCGUCCAGUCAGUAUGGCGCUCCAUCCCAGCCUCCAUCUAGCCAGUACGGCGCUCCGGCUAGGCCUCCUUCUAGCCAGUAUGGAGCUCCUUCCCAGACUCCCUCGAGCCAGUACGGAGCUCCCAGCUUCGGUGGUGGCUCCUCGUUCGGCGGCGGCGGCGGUGGCAACGGUUUCAGCGGCGGCAGCUACCAGGCCGGCUCGAGCGGUAACGGAUUCUCGCAGGCCUCGUUCUCGGCCAGCACCUUCUCCUCGAACGGCCGAUCGUCGCACUCGGGCGGUGGCUACAGUUCCGGCGGUCCGUCACAUUCCGGAGGCGGCGGCGGCGGCGACCAACGUUUGAUAUGUAUCGGUGCACCGUCUGCUCGCUGGACACUCGGUUUAGGUAAUGAGCUGCGAGUCAAGUUCCCCUGUAAGCCCCUGUUUAAGUCUCCUUCCGGCGGCAUGGAAUCCAAACCGGAGCGGAUGUGA
Anopheles cruzii is the source of this 1749-nucleotide messenger RNA. Its product is annotated as pro-resilin-like. Gene Ontology annotation, molecular function: transcription coactivator activity. The transcript is spliced from 2 exons. Gene Ontology annotation, cellular component: RNA polymerase II transcription regulator complex. The record is from RefSeq and is a predicted model, not a curated record. The coding region runs from base 1 to 1749 and encodes 582 amino acids. Gene Ontology annotation, biological process: positive regulation of transcription by RNA polymerase II. Lineage: Eukaryota; Metazoa; Arthropoda; Insecta; Diptera; Culicidae.